AUGUCCAAGAUACCAAAACUACCAACAAUAUCAAAAGAAAAUAGAUUUGGACAAUUUCAUAAUCGGCCCAUAUCCAGAACUAUUGCUAAUGGUCUCAGUGAUGUUGAUAAGAAAAAUUUAAUCACUAAUCAUACUAGACCUUUACGAAAUGGCCCACCUGUUUCUGCUGCUGCACCUCGGAUUAAGAGAUCUGCAACUGCACCAUCAUCGACAACAAUUCCGAAUAAUGUGACAAAAGUUGAAAAAAGAUCAACUGUGGCUCCGAAAAUCCCUCCUUAUGACUUCAAAGCAAGAUUCAAUGACUUGUUAGAAAAACAUAAAAAAAUGAAGAGUGAGUUUACUGAUUUAAAAGACAAACAUUUAGAAGUCUCAGAUGAAUAUGAAAAGAUCAAAGAGACAUUCCAAAGCUGUAGCAAUGAAAGAGAUAUUCUUAAGGCCAAUUUAAGUGUUAAAACUUUAGAGUAUGAUGAAAUUAAAGUUAAUUUUGAUGUAAUGAAAACAGAAAAUGAAGAUCUACAACGUAAGACAAAGCUUCUAGAGGAAGUUACAUUUAGUCUUAAACAGAAAUCUUUUGAACUAGAUCAAGUUCAGACAGAUUUAAAUUCUUUAAGAAGACGCCACAGCAGCCUACAAGAAGAAGCAGAAGCACUAAGAGUACUCACUGACCAACUAAAAAAAAAAUGCAUUGAAUAUGACAAACUAAAAUUAGAUUUUACUGAAGCUCAGGAAAAUAUUAUCAAAUAUAAAACUGAUUCUGAAGCUCUCCAAAAUAUUUUGGCAUCAAUGUAUAAAGAGCAGAGAGACCUUAGGAAUGCUAUUCAAGAUUUAAAGGGUAACAUUCGUGUAUACUGCCGAAUUAGACCACCUCUAAGUAUUGAAAUAACAAAGCCACUGUUUAAUCUAAAUGUUGUUGAUGCUUGUUCUAUAGAAGUUGAAAAAAUAGAAUUACUUAAUUCAGCCAGAAAAACAAAACCACAAUUAUUUACUUUUGAUGGCAUAUUUACUCCACAUGCAUCUCAGGAAGAUGUUUUUGCAGAAGUUUCGUCAAUGGUCCAAUCGGCUUUAGAUGGGUAUAAUGUGUGCAUAUUUGCUUAUGGACAGACAGGAUCAGGCAAGACAUAUACAAUGGAAGGAGGUUGUGGAACCGAGCAGUAUGGUAUUAUACCACGAGCCUUUAACAUGAUUUUUACAUGCAUGGAAGAUUUGAAAAGAAUGGGCUGGGAACUUACAAUAAAAGCUUCAUUUUUAGAGAUUUACAAUGAAGUCAUAUAUGAUUUACUCAAUUCCAGUAAGGACCAGGAAAAUCAUGAAAUUAAAAUGGUUAAUUCAAAGGGUGGUGAUGUAUAUGUGUCAAACUUGAAAGAAGAAGAAGUCAAAAGUUCACACGAAUUCAUCAGGCUGAUGAUAUUUGCCCAAAGAAACAGACAAACUGCUGCUACAUUGAACAAUGAACGCAGCUCCAGAUCUCAUUCGGUGGCUCAAAUUAAAAUAGCUGCUAUAAAUGAGAAGCGAAAGGAAAAGUACACUAGUAAUUUAAAUCUAGUUGACUUAGCUGGGUCUGAAAGUGGAAAGACAACACAAAGAAUGGAUGAAACUAAACAUAUCAAUAGGUCUUUGUCUGAAUUAUCUAAAGUUAUUCUUUCCCUCCAAACAAAUCAGAUGCAUAUUCCUUACAGAAAUUCCAAAUUGACUCACUUAUUAAUGCCUAGUCUUGGUGGCAACUCUAAGACACUUAUGUUGGUCAAUAUCAAUCAAUUUGAUGAGUGCUUUAGUGAAACUUUGAAUUCGUUGAGGUUUGCUACAAAAGUCAAUAACUGUAGAGUAGUUAAGGCCAAGAAGAACCUAUGUAUGGUCGACACUU
Bombyx mori (domestic silkworm) is the source of this 1861-nucleotide messenger RNA. It is a transcript of the gene Ncd, whose product is annotated as kinesin-like protein Ncd. The record is from RefSeq and is marked provisional. Gene Ontology annotation, cellular component: microtubule cytoskeleton. Gene Ontology annotation, biological process: microtubule-based movement. NCBI's taxonomy places the organism in Eukaryota, Metazoa, Arthropoda, Insecta, Lepidoptera, Bombycidae. Gene Ontology annotation, molecular function: microtubule binding; microtubule motor activity; ATP binding.